Molecule: messenger RNA, 1372 nt
Organism: Ochotona princeps (American pika)
Lineage: Eukaryota; Metazoa; Chordata; Mammalia; Lagomorpha; Ochotonidae
Gene: C5H2orf69
Product: chromosome 5 C2orf69 homolog
Exons: 2
Coding region: 141-1295 (384 amino acids)
Cellular component (GO): mitochondrion
Source: RefSeq, a predicted model, not a curated record
CGCGGACGUCGGCUUCUGACGCCGCCGUUGCCCCGCGCCGGCUCCCGCCGGCCCGGGCUGCCCCCGCCGGCCGUUGGGCGGCCUGCUGGAGUCGGUCCCUCAGGACCCCCGCUUCCCAGCCGCUGUCGCGGCGGCGACCCAUGUGGGGGUCACGACUGCUGAGGUCGCCGCCGCUGCUGCUGUUGCUGCCGCAGCUCGGAAUCGGAAACGCCCCGUCCUGUUUUCAGGCCAGAAGCAUGAACUCGGGCGGCUCCGGCAGCUCGCCAUGCCCCCUCGCCGCCGAGGGCCGCCGCCAGCCGUGCCUGCAGCUGUCCACGGUGCCGGGAGCCGAGCCGCAGCGAAGCAACGAGUUGCUCCUGCUGGCGCCGGCUGGGGAGGGACGGGAGCUGCCGGGCCUCCCCGGGGUCUCGGCGAAGGAGGAGCCCCAACCGCCGCCCCAGCAUCACGUCCUCUAUUUCCCCGGGGAUGUGCAGAAUUAUCAUGAAAUUAUGACUCGUCAUCCUGAGAAUUAUCAGUGGGAAAACUGGAGUCUAGAAAAUGUUGCCAGCAUUUUAGCUCACCGAUUCCCCAAUAGUUACAUUUGGGUGAUAAAGUGUUCCCGGAUGCAUUUGCACAAAUUCAGCUGCUAUGACAAUUUUGUGAAAAGCAACAUGUUUGGUGCUCCAGAACACAGCCCCGACUUCGGAGCUUUUAAGCACCUCUAUUCUUUAUUAGUGAAUGCUUUUAACUUGAGUUGUAACAGUUUGCUAUCAAAGAAUGUGAAUGUGUGGAAUAAGGACUCCAAAACAUCUAAUUGUAGACCCAAUUCUCCCACUACUAAUGGUUGCCAAGGAGAAAAAGAGAGGACCUGUGGAAAACUUAAUGAGUCUGCCAUGGAAUUUUACCCACCGUCACUAAAUGGUGCAUCAUUUACUUUGAUUGGAUUCAGUAAAGGUUGUGUUGUUUUAAAUCAGUUGAUUUUUGAAAUGAAAGAAGCCAAGAAAGACAAGAACAUAAAUGCUUUCAUUAGAAGCAUAAGAACGAUGUACUGGCUUGAUGGUGGUCACUCCGGAGGAAGCAAUACUUGGGUUACUCAUCCAGAAGUCUUGAAAGAAUUUGCACAAACAGGGAUUGUUGUUCACACCCACGUAACACCUUACCAAGUGCAUGACCCCAUGAGAUCUUGGAUUGGAAAGGAGCACAAGAAAUUUGUUCAGAUACUUGAGGAUUUUGGUAUGCAGGUGACUAGCCAAAUUCAUUUUGCAAAGGAGACUCCUUCCAUAGAAAAUCACUUCAGGGUUCAUGAGGCAUUUUGAGACCUAUAAGAAUUCUCUUGUUCUUGCCUAGAAGAAGAGCAUAAGCACUUUCAGUGAUAUAAAUUCAGACAAUGAGA